GUGGGCGGAGCUUGUGCGUCGAACUCGGGACGGACGUUCUACGUGGGAGGAAUGCAGUGCGCGCGCGCGCAUGACGCAGUUGCCCAUGGUAACCGGGAGCCGCGUAGAGGAUGGGUUUGCUGUCAAUUCUGCGCAAAUUGAAGAGUGCACCAGACCAGGAGGUAAGAAUCCUCCUCCUGGGAUUGGAUAAUGCAGGCAAGACCACACUUUUGAAACAACUAGCAUCUGAAGACAUCACCCACAUUACUCCCACACAGGGUUUUAACAUCAAAAGUGUGCAAGCACAAGGUUUCAAGCUGAAUGUGUGGGACAUUGGUGGACAGAGGAAGAUCAGGCCAUACUGGAGGAAUUAUUUUGAGAACACUGAUAUCCUGAUUUAUGUCAUUGAUAGUGCAGAUAGAAAGAGAUUUGAAGAAACGGGUCAGGAGCUAGCGGAACUCUUAGAUGAAGAGAAGCUAAGUGGUGUUCCUGUGCUCAUCUUUGCGAACAAACAAGAUUUGCUGACGGCAGCCCCUGCUGCAGAGAUUGUAGAGGGUCUGAACUUGCACACGAUCCGUGACAGAGUCUGGCAGAUUCAGUCUUGUUCGGCCCUCACAGGAGAGGGUGUGUCGGAUGGCAUGAACUGGGUCUGCAGAAAUGUCAUUGCAAAGAAGAAGUAAAUGAACUGCGUUGCAUGGAAUUGGACGGGCUGCAGGAGCCAAACACGCUAGCUGGCUGCUAGCAUCUGACCAAAUAUUUUUCCAUCUGUGUGCAGCUAUAGCUGUUAGAAAUGGGAACAGCAGCUAAGCCUACUGCCCAAAUUCGAACUUUACCUUCUCUCUAGUAUCAUUUCCCUCCACAUAUGCAUUUCUUCCCCCCACCCCUACCCCUUUUGGCAUAAAUAGUAUUGAGAGUCUCCACAUUCAUCUGACUAAAGAAUAAGAACUGAAAACAGGAGCAGAUUGAAGUCUGCCAUAAAGACUUCCAAUGGGUUCCGCAGAGUGUAGGAUGAUCAUAGCAACGUGUACGGGAGCCUGCUUCAGUUCUCAAGUCACUCAGGAUGCUCACCUGGUGCCACUCAAAGCUUUUCUCAUCAGCAAAUGAGCUGAUGCUUUAUUAGCAUCUGUGCUUCAGUUUUAAAACAAUACAUUACUUUGUAGAAUGCUGGCAAGACACUCCUAUGGCCUCAUGAAGAGCCUUUAUUAUAGCGAGAUACCCAGGUGUCUGCCCUUCCUUUCACAGAGACCUGAGUUGUAACUCAAGUUCUUAACAGUCUGAAUGUUAGAAGCAUCAGAGUGCUAGAGCUGCUGUCAUUAUCAAAUAAAACAGUGUCAGACUGCA
Messenger RNA from Podarcis raffonei (Aeolian wall lizard), 1320 nucleotides. It is a transcript of the gene ARL3, whose product is annotated as ADP ribosylation factor like GTPase 3. Gene Ontology annotation, molecular function: GTPase activity; GTP binding. Gene Ontology annotation, biological process: cilium assembly. Gene Ontology annotation, cellular component: microtubule cytoskeleton; cytoplasm. The transcript has 6 exons. The coding region runs from base 111 to 659 and encodes 182 amino acids. NCBI's taxonomy places the organism in Eukaryota, Metazoa, Chordata, Lepidosauria, Squamata, Lacertidae. The record is from RefSeq and is a predicted model, not a curated record.